Mugil cephalus (flathead mullet) is the source of this 814-nucleotide messenger RNA. It is a transcript of the gene pmf1, whose product is annotated as polyamine-modulated factor 1. Gene Ontology annotation, biological process: chromosome segregation. The record is from RefSeq and is a predicted model, not a curated record. Gene Ontology annotation, cellular component: MIS12/MIND type complex. NCBI's taxonomy places the organism in Eukaryota, Metazoa, Chordata, Actinopteri, Mugiliformes, Mugilidae. The transcript is spliced from 5 exons. Bases 1 to 708 code for a protein of 235 amino acids.
AUGCAAAAUAUAAACAGGAAGUUGGAGAUGGAGACGAACAAAGUAGCAAUGAAAGAGGGUGAGAAUAAAACAUCUGCUAAUGAAAAACUCAGUGAUGAAACUCCAGGAGAAGCGUCUUCACAAAUGUCGAACCAGGAGUCGGACGGUAAACCGUCGUCCGGAAAGUCUCAGUUCAACCGUUUAAAGUUGUUCGAUAAAGUGAUGCAGACGAGCCUGAACAAAUACAUCGAGCAUGCCAGCUUCAACAGAUUCGUCAGCAUAUUUCGCCCGCUGUACAAGAAGAACCCACAGAGGAUGGAGAGCAUUCACAAGCAGUUCAUAGAGGAGUUGAAGAAGACUAUACAGGAGGACAUCAACAGACUGAUUGAAGAAGGACGAUUAGAGUUUAAACUGAAUGAGCUGGACAAACUGGAGAGAGCCGCCAAGAACAAUGCAGACCCUGCAUGGCGGCCAAGUGGGGUUCCUGAGCAGGACUUUUGCAGCUUUUUGAUGCCAUACUAUCAGAAGCAGGAGGCCUACAUGCGGCUGGAACUGAAAAAGAUUCAACAAGAGAAUGCUGCCUUGGCCCAGAAGGUUCAGGGUGGUAGAGAGAGGAUAGCUCAGACUGAACAUCUUAUUUCUACAGCUGUUGACGAGUGGAAGAGCACAGCGUCAGAGUUCCAAAGGCUGACAUCUUCUCUUUGCCCUGCUGAUGUCUUUGAUGCGUGAUCUUCAGUCUUUCUCGACGUGUCCACUAACUUAACUGUACAUAUACAUUUUAUUUGUUUACUCUUCCUGUCUGUCUUAAAAUAAACGCGAAAUGUUGGAACUCAAA